GUCAUUCGUGUGUCAUCUUCAGAGGAGAAACGACGAAUAUUAGGUAUAAACUAGUCAGGCAUAAAAAAUAUAGCGACAAUUAAAAAGAAAAUUAAUUAUAAACAAGUCUAUUGAUUGGUGCGUGCAAUGAUAAAAAUCGAGUAGUGUCCUCUUAUAUAACUAAAGAGAAAAUUGCAAUAGAAAAACAUGUUUAACUCCUUUUUUCGGAAUUGGCUGGCGGUCGAAGACCCACCGAAUAAAGUUAUAGAAGUCAGAUCUGACAAUUAUAUUUCGAGACCAAUACAUUACAGGGAUGAUUCAAUGCUUAUGUAUGGACCAAAGAAUCCCUCCGAUGGGAAAAAUAAUAAGGAUAAGUGUUACGAAAUUGUUCUACACAAACCUUUCACUGAGAGCUUACACCAAAUGUACAGCUUAUUCCGUUCAGAAAAUAGAGAAGAAUGUGAGGAAAAGUUUAUAAUAUUUAAAGAAAGGAUUCCUGUGUAUAUUAAAGUAACAAAGGAGUGUACUGUACCAAGCCUUCAGAAGCUAUGUGAUAUAUUAAGUGAGCACAAAUCAUGGACAGUGGCUCACAUGGUCGCACAUUUUGGACAAUAUGAGCUUCUCAAUGAGUCCGAUGUGCAAAAACACAUUGAUGAAGUGGAUCCUGCAACUGGUGCUACAGCGCUGAUGAUAGCAAUAAAAACUGGUAAUGUCAGAAUGGUGCAAAGUUUGCUUUCAAUGAAGUGCUCUCUCAAUAUAAUUGAUCUCGAUGGGAACUCUGUGUUUCAUUAUGCAGCUGCAAGCAACAAAGAAGUUAUUAAUGCAUUGGCAAGCAAAACAUCAGAAUCUUUGAAUAUAUUCAACAAGCAAGGUUACACUCCUCUACACAUGGCUUGCCUCGCGGAUGCGCCUGACUGUGUGCGGGCGUUGCUGUUGGCUGGGGCUGAUGUUAACUUGACUGCCGCUUUGAAACGUACCACUGCGAGUACCAGUCAGGCAAUUCCAGGCAUCGUCGGUGACGUGGUCCAAGACAGCCGACCCAAGUUAUUCCAAGAGGACAUGAAACGCGGUGGCACGCCUCUACACUGGGCGAUAUCCCGCGAAGUGGUCGAAGCGUUGGUCGACAAGAACUGCGACAUAAACGCCCUAAACUUCGACGGGAGAACGGCCCUUCACAUUAUGGUGCUAAGGAGCAGAUUGGAAUGCGCCACCGCGCUGCUGUCCCGAGGCGCAGAGCAUUCCAUCGGUGACAAUGAGGGGAACACACCACUGCAUCUCGCCGUGAAACAAACGAACGCGUCGAUAGUGCAAGCGCUUAUUGUGUUCGGUGCGGAGUUGGAGGCGAGGAACAAUGCCGGGCUGACUGCCAGGCAUUUGGUGCCGACCGAAAUGUCGAAUAACAGCAGUUAUGAUAAGAUCUUGUAUUAUCUACACGCUGUUGGCGCGAAGAGGUGCGAAUCCGACGUGCCGGGGUGUGGUCCGUCGUGUUCCUCUCGCGGCGAGUACAACGGUGUGCCGCCGCCACCGCUCGCUCGAGCGGCGACGCGUGAAAUGAUUAGUGAUAUGCUCACUGCUGCUACUAUGGACAGAGCCGCCACGUUGGGCACGAGCAAGAAUGAAGGCCGCUUACUCUGCCUAGACGGUGGCGGAAUCCGGGGCUUAGUGCUCGUUCAAAUCUUGCUAAACCUAGAAGCAGCGAUUGGCAAGCCGAUAAUACACUGCUUCGACUGGGUCGCUGGCACCAGCACUGGCGGUAUUCUGGCAUUGGCAUUGGCCACUGGCAAGACGUUGAGGGAAUGCCAGAGAUUGUACUUCAGGAUGAAGGAGUUUGCGUUUGUUGGCAUGCGGCCGUACCCCUCGGAAGCUCUUGAGAGCAUUUUGAAGGACUGCUUGGGUACGGACACUGUAAUGGCGGAUAUCGAUUAUCCCAAAUUGAUGAUAUUGGCGGUGCUAGCGGACCGGAAGCCGGUGGACUUGCACAUUUUCAGAAAUUAUCAAUCCGCUGAAGAUCUCCUCUACGACUUUAAUGGGACAUCCAGUCCCAAAGCAGAAGCGGGUGACCACUCCACGGUGGUGGUGCUGCCGGAGCCGCCGCCGCCCGCCGAGCAGCUCGUGUGGCAAGCGGCGCGCGCCACCGGGGCUGCGCCCUCAUACUUUAGGGCUUCCGGCAGAUACCUGGACGGCGGGUUAAUGGGCAACAACCCGACCCUGGACGCGCUCACCGAGAUAGCGGAAGUGCGGCUCGCGCUGGAAGCCACCGGCCAGCACGAAGCCGCCAAGAAGACGCACCUUAAAGUCGUCGUUUCUUGUGGAACGGGUAUGGUUCCAGUGACGAAGUUAAAGGAUAUAGAUGUGUUCAAACCAGAGAGUUUGUGGGACACGGCUAGACUGGCGUUUGGUCUAUCAUCUAUCGGCAAACUGUUAGUUGAUCAGGCGACGCAGUCGGACGGGCGCGUGGUGGAGCGCGCGCGCGCGUGGUGCGCGGCGCUGGGCGUGCCGUACUACCGCUUCUCGCCGCCCAUGUCCUGCGACACGGCGAUGGACGAGCGCGGCGACGCGCCGCUCGCCGCCAUGCUGUGGGAGGCGCACGCCUACAUGCGCGAGCGCCGCGACCGCGUGCGCGAACUCGCCGCGCUGCUCGCCGAUUGAAAUUAAAAUGAUCUCCAGCAAAACAUGACCACACAAUGAGCAUAAUAUAAUCAAUCUAUAAUUGUUAUCUCUAAUCCUUCGAUUUGUAUGCACAAACUUAUACACCAGUGUAUAUUGCAUAGAUAGUGGGUAUUUAGAACAGAUCUUUUAUAUUAGAACGAUAUAACGUUAUAAUAUAGUCUUCAAGACAUCUAUAGUCUACAAUAUAAUAUAUUCUAAAAUAUUUGGAUAGUAAGACCAGCGAGACGGAAUAAAAAAUGAUAACAAUCUCAUCGUUACCACAGAUAACAUAAGACAUAAUAACAAAUAAUUAGUAUUUUCUUGUGUUUGAUUUUACGCGAGUGUUGUGCAU
Messenger RNA from Zerene cesonia (dogface butterfly), 2980 nucleotides. RefSeq names its product 85/88 kDa calcium-independent phospholipase A2 (gene iPLA2-VIA). The record is from RefSeq and is a predicted model, not a curated record. Gene Ontology annotation, cellular component: mitochondrion. Gene Ontology annotation, molecular function: protein binding. The coding region runs from base 187 to 2628 and encodes 813 amino acids. NCBI's taxonomy places the organism in Eukaryota, Metazoa, Arthropoda, Insecta, Lepidoptera, Pieridae. Gene Ontology annotation, biological process: positive regulation of ceramide biosynthetic process; lipid metabolic process. The transcript is spliced from 15 exons.